UUAUCCGUUCGAAAAGCCUCAUAAACAUAUUUAUAAUGAGUACUAACAUGAGACCCAAGUCGGUGAUCAACUCAAAAAUGUCGCCAGACCGAGAGCCGCGUGGAACGAGCCCGAGUAAUCAGAAGGGCAGGGGCAUCAACCGAAAAACCUCCCCGCCAGGAUUUAGUGCCCAGGAUUCAAGUCACCAGAAGGUGCAAUGGAGUUUUGCCAGCUUUGAAGGAUCCCCAACCGGAGGACGAACGCCACCGCGCGUGGAUGAAAUCGCAAGACGUGGAGACCUGACGAACCUGAUCAUCAACUACAUGCCGCAGGACAUGAUGGAAUCGGAGUUGUAUGAUUUGUUUUCCAACUUCGGCGAGAUCCGGAAGCACAAGGUUGUGCGUCAUGUCGACUCGGGAUUGAGUGCCUGCUACGGCUUCGUGGAGUUCAUCUCCGCCCGCCAGGCGACGGCGGCCGUGAACGCCCUCGAUGGAUACCAGGUGCGCAACAAGAACCUCAGGGUGGCCUACGCCCGACCACCGGGAGAUCUUAACAGGAAUAGCAACCUCUAUAUAUCCCACUUGCCGGCCUUCAUGGACGAGCAGAGAGUGCGCGACCUGUUCUCCUCCUACGGCCCCGUUAUGGAUGUGAAUGUCCUGCGGAACAAGUACACCAAAAGAUCCCGUGGCGUGGCCUUCGUGCGGUUCGAGCAUUAUCGGGAUGCUGAGAUGGCCAGGCACAACCUGGAUCAGCACCUUUUGAACGGCGCCUAUAAGCCCAUAACGGUCAAGUACGCCGAACGCCAGGCUGAGAGCCAUCGCACCUCCAAUGGCCUCCAGUUUCGUUUCCAACAGCAGCCCCCUUAUAAACGCCGCCAGGAUCAGGAAACCAGACAGGAGCCAAAGCGGUCUCGCUGAUUCGUCUCUCCGUUUUAGGUUUUACUAUGAAACCAAAACAUCUUUUCAUACAGUUCUUGUUUUAUAUUUGACAGACUAUUUUGGCAAUUUGCAUUGCUGUUGCAAUGUGUUGACAGUUUUCACCACGUCCUGCCGAGAUUUUUAUAUAAUGUAUGAAUAUCGCAAUGCAAAUGAUGCAUCUUUACCAUGUUCCAAAUCAAAAUAUCAUAAAUAUUAGCAAGAAAUCGAUGUCAUUUUAGACCUUGCAAACAUUUUUGAAAA
This is a messenger RNA of Drosophila ficusphila, 1157 nucleotides long. RefSeq names its product sex-lethal homolog (gene maca). The record is from RefSeq and is a predicted model, not a curated record. Gene Ontology annotation, molecular function: RNA binding. The transcript is spliced from 2 exons. Gene Ontology annotation, cellular component: ribonucleoprotein complex. The coding region runs from base 36 to 896 and encodes 286 amino acids. Lineage: Eukaryota; Metazoa; Arthropoda; Insecta; Diptera; Drosophilidae.